This is a messenger RNA of Acipenser ruthenus (sterlet), 3244 nucleotides long. Its product is annotated as beta-1,3-N-acetylglucosaminyltransferase radical fringe-like. Gene Ontology annotation, cellular component: membrane. The coding region runs from base 442 to 1665 and encodes 407 amino acids. The transcript is spliced from 9 exons. The record is from RefSeq and is a predicted model, not a curated record. Gene Ontology annotation, biological process: regulation of Notch signaling pathway. Gene Ontology annotation, molecular function: O-fucosylpeptide 3-beta-N-acetylglucosaminyltransferase activity. Lineage: Eukaryota; Metazoa; Chordata; Actinopteri; Acipenseriformes; Acipenseridae.
AGCUCCCAGUCCUUAACAAGUAGUUUCUAGCAUGGGGUUAAUAAUCUGCAUUCGACUGCUUUUAAUUGGAGAAGCAGAGAUCGCUACAUUGUAACAACAGGAAAACUAAAACGAAAACGAGUUGUGUUUAACACAGAGAACAGACGAUACAUUGAAUCAAGUGCUUUAUAUCGAAGAGAGGACGUCCAACGAAGCUGGAAAAGAAAAAAAAACUAACAAAAGAAAACAGAGGCGAAGAAACAUCCCAGCGAGCUUUAACAACAAAUACAAAAUAAUCGCUUUCUGAAAUGUUUGCACAUCGUUAGAAUAUAACUACAAUAGUGAAAACAAUGGAUGUAACAAUUCACCUGGCAAUGUUUGGGCACGGUUCAAUGUAAUAAGGAUGGCAAGUGGAGGCAAGUCUGAGGCUGGCCCUGGUGGCUGAUUCAGGCUGACAAGGAAAUGCACCUCUCCCGGGUUGGAAUCAGCAAGCUCUGCUUCCUGCUGUCCCUGGUCUUCUGUGCCUUCCUGCUCCUCCUGAUCCCGGGCCUCCAACCUCCACGGAGGCAGGGUGACCUCCCCCAGCCUCUGCCUCAAGGCAAGACGGGGUGGGUGCAAGGAGGCAGCGUCAACCAGCAGCCUCUCAAACCCAACGUCCUCCAGCUCAUCAGGGCUGCAGCUCCAGGUCCUGAUACCGAGGGGGGUUUGGAUAUGAAGGAAUGGCCUGUAGGCCUACUACAAACUGUUGACAAGAGAAGCGAAAGAGCUGAAGUCCUGGGCAGGAACCUGUCUGCCUACGACCCUGAUAAAAGAGACUCGUCGGCUUAUUCGAGAAGCACCAGUCGCCAAGGCUUGCCUGUGAAGGAACCCUUGAAGCAAGAAGACAUAUUUAUUGCUGUGAAAACAACAAGGAAAUACCACAAAUCUAGGCUGGAUCUGCUGUUUCAGACCUGGAUAUCCAGAGCGAAAAAAGAAACUUUUAUUUUCACCGAUGGGGAAGAUAAGGAGCUAAGAGAAAAAGCAGGAAAUCAAAUGAUUAAUACCAACUGCUCCGCUGCACACACCCGGCAGGCACUUUGCUGUAAAAUGUCUGUGGAAUAUGACAAGUUCAUUGAAUCAGGAAAAAAGUGGUUCUGUCACGUGGAUGAUGAUAACUACGUGAACCUGGCCAGUCUGAUGCGCUUGCUGUCCUCGUACUCCCACACUCAAGACGUGUAUCUGGGCCGCCCCAGCCUGGAUCACCCCAUAGAGGCUGCCGAGAGAGUCAAGAGCGACGGAUCGAUCUCUGUCAAGUUCUGGUUCGCCACUGGGGGAGCUGGUUUCUGUAUCAGCCGGGGGCUGGCACUCAAGAUGAGUCCUUGGGCCAGUCUGGGUAACUUCAUCAGCACUGCAGAGAAGAUCCGUCUCCCUGACGACUGCACCAUCGGCUACAUCAUCGAGGCCCUGCUGGAAGUGAAAAUGAUCCACAGCCGGCUGUUCCACUCCCACCUGGAGAACCUGCAGAGACUGCCUAUCGACACGGUGCUGAGCCAGGUGACAUUGAGCUACGGUGGAUUUGAAAGCCACAGGAAUGUCAUCAGCGUGGGUGGGGCUUUCUCACUGGUGGAGGAUCCCUCACGGUUCAAGACUGUCCAUUGCCUUCUCUACUCUGAUACUAACUGGUGUAGCAGUAAGAGAAGACCAUGACUUGUCUACCUUCACCUCUGGGCUAUUGCAAUCCCUGAACAGAAGCUGCAAAACUGCACCAUUUUUUUUUUAUCUUUUAAAGAAAACCAAAUUAAACUGACAAGAGAUCGUCAAAGUCAGUAGGAGACUAAGUGCACACAAGGAGGGUUCCUUAUGGUGUCACUCAGGACUAAUGAAGGAGACAGAAAUCUAGGGCUGUUUUGAUGAAAAUCUAGUGUUGUUCAUUCAAUUGCAUUGCAUUAUCAAGAUAUUAAGCUCUGUUUUUAAAAUCCUGGACGCCUAGCUGUGUGUAGUGGGAGAUGCCUAGCUGUGUGUAGUGGGAGAUGUAUCAAUUGUGUACAAGCUCAGAAAACGGCAUUCUUUGAUACUGCCAGUAAUUCUGUGCUUUACAUUAGAGUCUAAACUGGAUUUUUUAAAUUGUGGGAUUGGCUAUUGUUAGGACAUUGGCAGUCUGAUCUUCAUCAAAAGAGCCUGAAACUGCCCAUAGUCCUGAUGCAUGUCUAAAACCAGUGUGCCUGUUUAGAGGAGGGCCGGUCCAGUUUACUUCUAUUCUGAGUCCAUUUAAACAGAAUGGUACUGGCGCCCUACACUGCUGGCCAGUGUGGGACAGAUAGUAUUUCUACAGCUUUGUAUAAAAUAUUCCCUUUUUAUUAUGCUUCAGCCUGCAGCAGAAUACAAAUUAACUUGAAAACAAAUCAGCUAUAUGUAUAUUAUUUGUUUGCUCAACAAGAGGAUAUAAUUUACCAUGUAAUUUCAUAGCAAUAUAGCAUAAUGUUCUCUCGUCCAUUUAAAUGAAGAGUAGAAGGGUUCUAAAUUACACUCAAGUUGCAACAAAAUCCCCCAGUUGUUUAGAUUGAUUCUGUGCUGUGAUGGACAUUGUAUUAAAAAGGUGUUGGGAACCACACUUCUACAAAUUCAACAACUCUUUUUCUCUUACUUUUAAAACAGCACAAGCAGAGGGACUCUGGUCAUGCGUGCUUUAAUUCAAUUACAAAACCAGUUUCUUUAGGAAUGACCAGCCUUUUCCUACUACUGAAUGCAGUUUGCCCUGGGGAUCUUCAGAUUACUUUUCUCAUUGAAGCAUCUGCUUGAGAAAUGGUUCCAUUGACCCCCUUUAGCCUUUUCUGAUAUUGCACCCUUGUUCAUCCCUUUUAAAAACCACUAUAAUAAUGAUGCAUUGUGAUUAAUCAAUAACUUGGAACUUUGGUGUGGACGCAGGAGGCUUUGGAGAAUGAGGGUGUUUUAUUGCUGUUCAGCAGCUAAGGAAUGAUGAUCAGUAGCUUCUGCCAUGUCUCUUGUGACCACUGCUUGCUGUGUUCGCCCUCGGUCAAGACCACCUGUUGGUAUUGUGCCAGCCGCUCUCUGUAAUGGCUGUGCCCUUGGGGUUGGAAUGUGUAGAAAGAGAGUUCAGUUCAAUAGCAGUCUUGUUUUCCUUUUCAGUCCCUUCAUUACUCGUUCCCGUGGUGGUUUUGACAAGAGGCUGGCUAAUCUCGGUUUUAGAUUGCCAGCUACUCCUUUCUAGGGUACAGAGAGAGCCUGUUGUGUAAAAAUAAAUAAUAAAAUUGAACUGCUGUUUUUA